AUGGACCAGAAUGGACGCCCGGCCUUUCAGGUGGUCAUCAACGGCCAUAAUCAGAUGCCACAACCCUAUGGCUCUAAUAUGCAGUUUCAGAACAAACCACGGCCGCUGUCUGUGGAUGAAGCACUCCAGUAUUCUUCCAUGUCCAGCGCGCCCGUUUUUGGGCUUGAUUGCAUUCUACGCCCCGAUGUUGGCCGACCCUCCAAUACCACUUCUAUAAACCAUGUCCUCCAAGAAGGUCGCAAAACACUUGGUGAACUCGAUGCGGAGAUGCAACCCGGACGGGACGAGUCUAGUCGUUUAGAGACAUCUCGAGAAUAUAUUCAACAGUUGCUGGAUGGAGACCAGUUGACAGAAUUUAAAUUCAAGCUUCCUCGUGUUCCUACCCGAAAUCAACAGUUGCGUCCAAAUGAUUCCGAUGGUGCUCCUUCCGGUCGUGAUAGCCUUGGCUCCUUCGCACGGAUGAUGCUUGAAUCCACGGAUAUUGCGUUCAGAUACCCCGAAGCAGCGUCCAGAACCAAACCUGAAAAGAAGGAUCUCACUCCGAAGACCGCUACUUCACUGAAUCAGCGUGCACAUGCUACGAACAAAUCGAAUUCCGCCUCUCUGUCUGCUUCAUUUGAGCAAGAUCGCCCUCUUACAUCGAGCCAAUUAUCGGUAGUCAUUCCAAUCAAAUCGGUCCCUUCACACGGUGAUCACGCGAAUGCAAAGAAGCUCCGAAUGAAAGCCCAUGGCCAAGACGCUAUGGCAGCGGUGCGACUAAAGGAUCAAAAAGCGGAAGCAGAUGCAGCCCUACAAAAGCUUCAAGACCUUCUUCAUGAGAUUUUUGAAGCGGAAGAUCAAAUUGAGCCUGAUAAUCUGACUUCCCGGACUUAUGACACACCCAAUCCCAUAUUCGUGAAUCUGACGUCGUUAGAAGUGCAUGGGUUGGUGCUAUCAUCUGAUGCCCAUACUCGUCUUCAAAACGCCCUUCGAAAAGUUGCAGGAUUUGACCGACUCAAGGACAUACCGUCUGAAUAUCUGAAUCGCAUCCAAAAAUUGUGUGAAAAGCCAAUCAUGGCUGCACAGUCUCCGGAUAUAGGCUUGGGUGAUUCCUCCAGCGAGACUGAAUCCCAAGAGUGGUUGGGCAAGGUUGAAGAUGUGUUAAAUGCAUUAUUCGCAAUUGGAACGCUGCUACAGACGAUGUCUGGACGUCAAACUGAGCGCGACCUUUGCCCAGAAGAUCUCAUUGAGGCUAUUCCUACUGUCCUCAAUCAGCUCUUCGACAAUUGCAUCAUUCCCGCAGUGGAAUCGCGCCCUGGCGGCAAGGAUAGCCAGCACUUCCAAUUCUUCUCGGCUCAAAAGAGAAUUAUUGGAACCCUAGUUCAUCAGAGCAAGAAAGUUCUCACCCUUUUUGCAAACUUUUUAUCUCGAAUUGAUGUGUCUGAAGGGACCAUCACGGCAACCGAGUUUUUUGCAGCAAAGCUGAUCUUUGUGGAAAAUGCACACAAUGACAAGGAUUCGACCUUGGGAUACCAGAAGUACGAACCUGCGAGACGGGCGGCGAUGGAUGUGCUUGCAAAGGUAUUCUCCAAAUAUCCCGAGCAAAGACCGUUCAUUCUAGAUGAGAUUCUAGUCUCGUUGGAGAAACUUCCCACCACACGUCAGAGUGCUAGGCAAUUCAAAGUCGCAGAUGGCAAAAACAUCCAACUACUCACUGCACUAGUUUUACAGCUUGUUCAGACCACUGCAUUGGAGACCCCUUCACAAUUGAAGAUCAAACAUCGGGUCAAGACACAAACAGAUGGUGACGAUGACGAGCUCAUGGGCGAUGGCGAGGACCGCGCUAGUGGUGAGUCUGAUGACGACGAAUCAGAUGCAUCGUUGGAACGCCUAGCAAACAAAGCCAACCGACUCUACGAUAAUGCCAUGCGCUCCGCACAAUACAUUGUGAAUUUCAUCGUUCAGCGUGCUAUGAACUCGACAAAGACAGGUGACCAGCCAUACAGGAACAUCCUAGAUCUUUUCACCCAGGAUUUGAUCAGUGUGCUUGGAUCGGCUGAUUGGCCAGCUGCAGAACUUCUUCUUCGGAUCUUGGCGUUACGUAUGAUCCAAAUCACCGACCAAGAUAAGAGUGCGGCGACUGCAAAGAGUAUGGCACUUGAACUCCUGGGCUGGAUGGGGUCUGCUAUCUCAGACCUGAUAGCAACUGCCCAGCACAUGCUCCCGGCUCUGGAAGAUUCUGACAGUGAGUUGACCGAUUACCUCAAACAACAGUUUGAGGAAUUUUCUUCUGGGGCACUCCACCAUCAAGACCUCAUUACACCAACGGGUCCAUACAGGAUUGCACUCGAGCACCUUUUGCAAGACAAAAACUCCGACAACUGGCAACUGGCCAGCGCGCGGGGUUACUACUUGGCUCAAUGGGCCAAAACAGCUUGUGCCCUCUACUACAAUUCUGAAGAUCAAGAAGAAAUUUCUCACGAUGAAGUGGCUGAUGAUCUGGUUACUCUUUUGACAAGAUCCUUCUCAGAUUCACGCUGGCUGGAGACCCACAAGGAAUUCGAUAAUAUUCCGAACGUGCAUGGAAAAUUUGCAUACAUUCUGACGGUAUUGAAUUCAAAAUUCGGCAAAGCAUUUGACACUAUUCUCAAAGUUCUGUUGGCUUCUUUCCUUGGAGACUCAGCCAAGGUUCGCAGCCGCAGCUUGAAAAGUGUUAUCUACAUGCUCGAGAAAGAUCCAAACCUCCUUGAUAGAGAUCCUUCUGUUCUGCGCGUAAUACAUCGGUGUACGACAGAUGCCUCGCCCAUGGUCCGCGAUUCUGCACUACAGCUGAUUGGACAAUGCAUUGGUUUGAAGCCUAAGCUCGAAGAAGAAGGAUGCCGAAGCAUCUUAGCCUGUGCGGCGGACCAAACGGCUGGUGUCCGAAAACGCUGCAUUGGGUUGCUGAAGGAGCUUUACCACAAAACUUCUCGAAAGGAGUUGAAGCUGGCCAUUCUCGACAGCUUUCUUCAACGCACAGGUGAUCUUGAAGAGAGCGUGGCAUCUUUGGCCCGUCAAACCUUUGAAGAAAUAUGGCUUAUUCCAUUCCAUGAAACCAUUGAUUCUUCAUCCGAAGGCCCGAAACUCAAAAUGGCUCUUGGGGAACAGGUAAGCCUGAUUGUUGGCUUGAUCGAGCGCAGUGAAACUGCACUGGAGACUCUUAGCGUUUGUUUGAAGGCUGUCCUUUCGGAGAAAUCCAAGUCUGCAGCCUUGAACUUCAAAGUUUGUAAGGCGAUGGUCGCUACCAUGUUCCAGAGAUUAGUGGAGGAUUCGGAUGGAUCCAGCAAGGAAUUUCAACAAGCUCUUUUACAAACGAUCACUGUUUUUGCCAAGGCAAAUGCAAAGCUGUUCAGUCCAGACCAGCUGGAGGCGCUCCAUCCUUACAUCGGACAUCUUUCUACCGCAGACGAUCUUUUCAUAUUCCGAUCCGUUGUGGUCAUCUAUCGUUGCGUCUUGCCAUUUUUAUCCUCCUCUCAUAAUACCCUCCUGAAGGAAGUGCAAAAUGAUCUUUUCAAGAGCGUCGCCAAACUCUCCCGGUCUGAAUUGAAUGAAGUCAUGGCAUGUUUGUGGACGAUCAAUGGUGUUCUACAAAACACGAACCGCUUAGUGAAGUUGACAGUCUCAGUCCUGAAGCCAUUGCAACAGUAUAAAAGCGUUGAUCUCUCUUCGGCCACCCAUGCUGCAAUUCUGGCUCGUGCCAAGAGUUAUAUUCGUAUUGCAGGGUGUGUUGGGCGUCAUUGCGAUCUUGAAAAGUAUGCAUCUCAUUUCAAGAGCGAAUUCCCAGCCUGGGGUGGUGGCUCCGUUGCGGGGCUGAUGGUUGAUUCCAUCAUUCCCUUCACUGGGUCAAAAUCACCUUUCGAUCUGCGCGUCAUGGCCCUUGAAAGCUUGGGAUCUAUCUGCCAGUCUUGGCCUGGCCAAUUUGGCAGAGAACGCACACGACAGACAUUUGCGCAGGCUUUUAAGGAAGAUGCUCCAAGCCUGCAAAAUAUCGUUCUCCGAUCAUUUGCAGACUUUUUUGCCAUCCAUGAAGGCAAAUCCGAAAAGGCCGUCAUGCCAACUUCAGAAGCUGCCCAGGAAGAUACCACCCGAUUAGGUGGUUCUUUGAAAGCUAGCGAUAAUGAUGGCGCUGCUGCUCUGAUCGCCCAACAUUUCCUCUCAAACAUGCUUCAGGUGGCCCAAUCACGCCAGGACACUUAUUCCCUGACCGCCAUUGAGCUCAUUGCGAGUAUCAAUAGACAGGGUUUGGUACAUCCAAAGGAAUGCGCGGGUGUUCUUGUCUCCCUUGAGACUUCUACAGUCCCUGCAAUUGCGAAAAUUGCUUUUGACACACACAAAAUGCUCCACCAACAGUACGAAUCCAUGUUUGAGAGAGAAUACAUGCGAGCUGUGCAAGAAGCAUUCUAUUACCAACGUGAUACUGUUGGCGAUUCCAAUGGGGCUACCUCUCGGCCUUAUAUUUCAAAGCUCGCACCAUUGUUCGAGAUUGUCAAGAUCAGCAACAGCCGUUAUCAGAAGAAAUUCCUUGCGAAUCUUUGCUCGAAAGUCAACUUUGAACUCAAGAAAUUGGUUGUGGCAGGCAACCCCCCAGAACAUCUUCUAUUAUCACGUUUCAUCUCGCAAAACCUGGCCUAUUUCGACUACGGACAAUUAGCUGAAGUGGUGCCUACUAUCGCGUGUAUGGAACGCAUCGUCUCUUCGACUGGCACUAUCGUUGCGCACGCGAUCGAAACGGAGAUAUCCCCCACACCAAUUGGUCCCCCGCAGUUAGAUGCUUCCAAUGGCAUGUUGCCUGGGUUGGCGCCUGAGAUGGCUCCAUCCACAAUCACACCACGGCAGGCCAACCCUGCAACCUUGCGAUCGUUGGCAACUGCCGCCGCAUCAUUGUCUAUGCUUUGGGAAGCUCGAACUUACCUUCGGCGCCUCUACGGGGUGAACGCACACAGCAAGAACAAGGAAGGCAAACCUGCAACAAAAGAGCUCAACAAAGCUGCCACAAAGGUACACGGAGUGACCGGUGAUAAGUUUUGGGAAGCCAUUGCCAGGAACAUGACAGCCUUGGACAAUGAAGAGGCGAUGCAACAAAAGUGUCGUGAGUUCGCAACCCUACUCUCCAUCGACGAGGAGUUUAGAGUGGAUGCAGAUGACGACGCAGAAGGGGAUAGCCUGGACACCGGCGGAGAUCUUGAUGAGACGGUGGCUCCUCGGCCCAUGAAGCGCAAAAGCUCCAUCUCCAGCUCAUCCUUCAACAAACGACCCAAGAGCCGGAAGAGCUCAACCGGAAGAAAGAAGUCCAGCGCUGAGCCGGACGAGGACCUGGAUUGGGACUAA
Molecule: messenger RNA, 5346 nt
Organism: Penicillium paradoxum
Lineage: Eukaryota; Fungi; Ascomycota; Eurotiomycetes; Eurotiales; Aspergillaceae
Product: putative sister chromatid cohesion protein Mis4
Exons: 4
Coding region: 1-5346 (1781 amino acids)
Biological process (GO): replication-born double-strand break repair via sister chromatid exchange; regulation of gene expression; establishment of mitotic sister chromatid cohesion
Cellular component (GO): Scc2-Scc4 cohesin loading complex
Molecular function (GO): chromatin binding
Source: RefSeq, a predicted model, not a curated record